CCUUUUCCAUUUCUUCUAUUAUCCUUGGCCUUUUCUUUGGAAUGCUAGUCACUCCUUUGACAACACUUGCUGCCUUUUAAUAGUUUUUUCUUCUUUAGCAUAGUCGAUUUAAGGAUGUGAUAUGAGUUAUCAAGAGCUGUAACAAACACACACUCCUUUUUUGUAUUUAGCGAUUAUCUCCUUCCUUAAAUCCACUCUGGUUUGCACAACUUGCUUUGCUGCUGGUAGCACCGCUGUCUUUCUUUGAGCCCUCUUUGGGCAAAGAACAUUAGGGGAAAAAAUUCUUGAGAGGCACUCGCAAAUGUGAGUCCUCACACUACGACUGCCUGCGUGACCCAGGUAAUCAGACUCUAAGAAUUGAGUCAAAGACCGAGGAGAUUCCACUCUACGAUUGUGCCUCUCAGCUGCUGUUCAAAUAAGCAAACAUCUUUUAAAAUACUGCAUUCCUCCCGCAUCCUGAUUCUGUCAGAAUAGGCGUCUUUCUGCUAUUGAUUUUAAUACAUUGAUAAGGUACAACAUAAUGUUUGUGCACCAUCAAACACGUUCACAUAUAAAUGGCUCAAUAUGUGGCGUGGGUGGGACAGGCGGUGGGGGUUGCUUCAAGCACAUGGAAUGUUUUUUCCCAAUCGUCCUGCUUCAUUUUCCUCUUUUCCAAUCUCGAUCGUGUUUGUCUUAUCAUUUGUCUGGACCUCAGCUCUUGGACUCUGUUGAACGAUGUCUGUCUGAGGAAGUCGCGGCAGCCAGCUGGGAGAACCUCUAGAUGUAAAAAAAGGCGGUGAAGUGGCAUUACCCUAUUGCCCUAUAAUUAGUUGGCAACCAGUUUAGAGCCUAACCCGUCUCCGGCCCCUUGACAGCUGGGAUUGGCUCCAGCACUCCCCUGACCCUCAUGAGGAUAAGCGGGUUAGAAAAUGGAUGGACGGAUGGAUGCACCAAUCUGUACUUUUAGUAGGCUGCAAGACUGCAUUUACAUGGGUUGACCAAGGUUGAGACACGAGGGUCUAGAUACGGGUUCAGCCUGGUGGAUCAGGUCCUCGCAGGAGGUCAGAGUGAGUGAGUGAGUGGUGCCCGUUUCUGUCUCCUUCGAGUGCAGAUGUAUGACUGGCCAUAGAUGUUGCUCUUUUCACAGGUCUGCAUGAGGGUGAGACUGUGCAGCUUGAUCGGUAAGGUCCGGGCAGACCUCAGCAGACCUGAAAAACAGAGUGCCAGCCAGGAAGAGAAUGUCAAACACAACAUCCCAAUUGGGCUCCAUGCCAACCUGACAGAAGGCAUCCCUGUGUGUCAGAGCCUCCGACAAGCGUCUACACUCAUCAAUGAGGCUGGGUUCUUCCGUGGAAAGAUCGGCUUUCGUCAGGCACUGGGACGAUAUCAGCUAAGCAUGGAACAGGUGGCGCUUGAGCUGAGAGAGCAGAUCCGGCUUUUCAGAGAACUGACAGGUCACCUGCCUCAUCAUAUGGAUGGACAUCAACAUGUCCAUAUACUGCAAGAGGUACGUGAGGUGUUUGCACAGGUUCUGUUUGAUCACAAAAUUCCAUACACUCGCGUUCCAGUGGAGCCAGGUUUGCACAGCUGCCAGUGGCUGCCGACACAUCUCCAAAGAUUCUAUGCACAGGUGGAGAAAGAUGCUCUUGAGGCCAUUCCUGUCUUCAGGCGUUAUGGAAUAAGGUGGCCAGAAGUGUACCUAGGACUGACCACAGUAGGGCAGAACAUGUCUGUCUCCAAUCUGCAGUGGGCCCUAAAUCAUGCCUUGAGUCGGUCCUUCUGUGGCAUUUCCAGUUCUGAAACGCAAGUCAUCACAGCAGAACUCAUGGUCCACCCAGGUUACCCCAGUCACCCACAAAAAGGUGGCUGUGGAGAAGGACCAGAUGACUUCUCCCAGUCAGAUGACCGGCAACAUGAGCUCAGUGUGCUCACUGAUUUGUCACUGUUUGCGUUGUACCGCCAAAUGAGAGUGCAGCUCUGUGCUUUUAAUGACCUUUGAGCACAUUUUGUCUUCAGUGUUAUAAAUAUAUUAGAGGUAUCUCACAUUAUUUUUUUUUAGAACAAAAUGAACUUUAACAUAACUGUGUGGUUCAGCAUUACAUUGAUUGUCUUUACAUUUUACUUACAUUUAGAGACUUAAAACUAGAAUGUUGUUCUUCUUUUCCUUUCAGCUUGUCCCGUUAACUUCAGCUUGUAAGAAUUUGAUACAGAUAGGGUUCCAAAACAUCCAACUUUAACUGUCCCUCUAAUGAGCUCAUUUCUAAUCCUAUCCAACCUGCUCACUCAACAUCUUCAUUUCUGCCACCUCCAGUUUUGGUUCCUGUUGUCUCUUCAGUGCCACCGUCUCAAAUCCGUACAUGCCAUUGUUUUAUAAACUUUGGCCUUCAUCUGAGCAGAGGCUCUUCUGCCACAUAACACACCAGACACCUUGCGCGCCUGGUCCAACCUGCUUGGACCCGUUUCUUCACUUCCUUACCACACUCACCAUUGCUCUGGAUUGUUGACCCCAGGUAUUUGAAGUCGUCCACCCACCUUCUCCCUGCAGCCUCACUCUUCCCCUCCACCCCUCUCAUUCACGCACAUAUCUGCUGUUUUACUUCAGCAAAUCGUCAUUCCUCUCCUUUCCAGUGCAUCCCUUGUAAUUGUUCCUCCACCUGCUCUGUGCUUUCACUGCAUAUCACAUACCUGCGAACAUCAUGGUCCAAGGGGAUUCCAGUCUAAUCUCAUCUGUCAGCCUAUCUGUUACCACAGCAAACAGGAGGGGCUCUGAGCUGUUCACUGUUUUAGUCCCACCUCCAAAUUAAAUUAUUUUGUCACACCUACGGCACACCUCACCAUUGUUCUGCUGCCGUCAUAAAUGUACUGGACCAUUCUAACAUUUUGUCCGCCACACCAGAGUUACGCAUGCAGUACCACAGUUGCUCUCUUGGUACUCUGUCAGGUUUUCUCUAGAUCCAGAAAGAUACAAUGUAGUUCCUUCUGACCUUCUCUUUACUUUUCUACUAGCAUUGUCGAGGAAAUAAUGCAUCUGUGGUACUCUUUCUAGGCAUGAAACCAUACUGUUGCUCGCUGAUAUUUACUUCUGUCUAGCCUCCACUACUCUUUUCCAUAACUUCAUUGUGUCUCAUCAACUUUAUUCGUCUAUAGUUCCCACAGCUCUGCACAUCGCCUUUGUUCAUAAAAAUGGGAACUAGCACACUUUUUCUUCAUUCUUAAGGCAUCUUCUCCCCCCCCUAGUAUUCUAUUGAAUAAACUGGUCAAAAACUGCACAGCCACGUCUCCAAAUUGCUUCCACACCUCCACACAUAUGUCAUCAUGAACAACUGCCCUUCCAUUUUUCAUCUUCUUUAUAUUUUUCUAACUUACCCCUUACUGAUUAGUAAUCAUUGCCAGUUCCUGGUCCUUCACACUUGCCUCUUCUACUCUUCCUUCUCUUAUUUUCUUCACUCAUCUACUUCUUAACAUAUAUAUCUAUUUAGCACACUACUGGCACCAGUCAACACAUUUCCAUCUCUAUCCUUAAUCACCCUUACCUGUUGCACAUCUUUCCCAUCUCUAUCCCUCUGUCUGGCCAACCUGUAGAGAUCCUUUUCUCCUCCCAUGCAAGUACUCUCCUGCCUGUCUCUCUGAUCACGUUUGCUGUAGUAGUCCAGUCUUCUGGGAGCUCCUCCUGUCCAUCGAGAGCCUGUCUCACCUCUUUCCGAAAGACCACACAACAUUCUUCCUCUCUCAGCUUCCACCACAUGGGUCUCUGCUGUACCUUUGUCUUUUUAAUUUUCCUACCCACCACCAGAGUCAUAAGGGUCGCGGGGAGUACUGGAGCCUAUCCCAGCUGUCAACUGCCAGGAGGUUGCCAGCCAAUCUCAGGGAAACCGGAGUGCCCGAAGAAAACCCACGCAGGCAUGGGGAAAAGAUGGAAACUCCACACAGGCGGGGCCGGGAUCGAACCUGGGUCCUCAGAACUGUGAGGCCAACGCGUUUACCAGCUGAUCCACUGUGCCGCCAGAGUUAUUGUAGUUUUGGGUUUUCCAUGAUCCCAGUAAUCCAGGACUCUCCUCCAUCACCACCUCCUGCCCUUGAUCUUCCUGAGUGGUCAUCUGUUUACCUUAAACGACUCUCUCGUAAGUGGUCAGAACCCCAUUGGUCUGGUUCCCACAAGGUGACUGCUCGUAUCUCCAAAGCUGUCCGCUUGGAAGGAAAAGGAACUAAGUGGUUUCAUUAUUGUAUGCUUCGCCCUGCUAUACUAUGCUUCGCCCUGCUAUAGACUCUUAAUUCCACUUUUAUUUUAUUGCUUGUUAUUGUUUUAUUGUUAACCAUUAUUUCUACAGAUGGUCCGAUUGCUUUUCGGACCAAGAGAGGGAGGCAGGAAUCUAUAAUAUUAUUAUUAUUGAUGUUAUUGUUGUUCUUGGUAUUUGGAUUUGGGAAAUCGCUCAAAAAUACCCUCUUCUGUCAACUCCACCUGUGUUCUAGGUCUUAUGAAAAAUAACACCAGCCCAAAAGAACAAACCUGUGUUUAAUCGUGCUUUGGCGUGCCAAAACUUCAGCUGUAUUUUCCUUGAAGUGUGUUCCAGUGAUAGUACCUCAGACUCCAAUUCUGAAGUAGUCAUCACAUCCAGGAGCAGAGCAGAAUUCAAUCGAUCUGACACUGUGAUUUCUGAACCAUAUAACCAAAGCACUCCCAAGCCUGACCCUGAAGAUGGCGGGUUGGUUGUAACCUUUGUAUAAUAAUUUCGUGCAUUUAUUUAGGAGGUGUGGGCAUGCAAUUGACCCCUCCGUACAGGGCACUUAACCACGCCUCCUGAAGUUACGUCACCCCACGUGUGCUAACCUCAGACAAACAAUUAGCAAAAAUGGCGGUGCAGGAAGAAAAGACUAGAGCGAAAUUGUCCGAUUUACCAUCUGAUUUCUCACUCGCAUUCUUAGUGAAUAGUGAAAAAUCAUUGAAAAGCAGACAGCAGGGCUUCAAGUAUUUCAGCGAGGGGUAUUUCAAUGGUAUUUACAUGCAUAUAGACAGAGAAACCAUUGAUAUUAGCGCGAGAUCUUUCCGGAGUCAGAGGAAGACCGAGAAGCCACAUAUUAUAACCCAAAGACGAAUUCAUCAUUGACAGUUUCCUAUUUUCGUGUUACAUAUCACACUUGUGUGCAGAAUCUGUAUGUGUAUCUGUAUAGCCGUUUAUGAACCGCCGCAUGAAGGAAAAGAAGGCGAGGCUUGAUUUACGAGUUGUUUCUCUCGUUUUCUUUGUGUAACGUCACGUGCUCCCCUCAAUAAUUAUUCUUGAAUUAGUGCCGAACCUACGGAAGUCCCGACCGAGUACGACAAUCACGACUUUAUAGUCUCCUCAAACAUCCUUCCUUCAGUCUUGGUGUCGCGGUGCACGUCGAAGGCUUUUAGGACUCGCUAGUCUGGUUUAGCUUAGCUCGGCAGUCAGAUCAUCGCAAAAUAUCGCUCACCACAGAUCAAGUGUGUCAAUCAUUCACACGUAGCUAUGUUAUGCAAACGAAGAACUGCUAAUUCCUUUAUAUGAGACAUGUAUUGAAAAUCAAAUAUAGGGCAUACCUUCGUGCAAACAUAGUCCGGUCUAGCUUAGCUCGGUAGCCGCCGAACAGAGACACGUUUGUGCAGUCAGAUCAUCGCAAAAUAUCGCUCAACACAGAUCAAGUUUAUCAUUCACACGUAGCUAUGUUAUGCAAGCAAAGAACUGCUAAUUCAUUUAUAUGACACAUGUAUUGAAAAUCAAAUAUAGGGCUUACCUUCGUGCAAACAUAUCUGUUCCGGUUGAUUUUAGAUGGAUUCAGUUGAUCAUACGAUCUUCCACGAAGUUUGAUCCAUCAAAGACAUUUUUCAUACUGGGUCUUCGGUUUUGGAAAGGGUACGAAUUGAACUCCACCAACUAGCCUUUCAGGAUACCUGUCGUCACUAUUACAAAGUCUGUGACUACACCUCUUAACCAUAUCUAUGGUUAAAGAACCCAAAUACGCAAUAAAACGCUAACAAAAGCUAUACUGCACCAUGCAACUUUGUCUGAGGGAAUGGAGGACGCCAAAAAGGGGCGUGGUUUAUGCAGAUCUCUGGCCUCUGAUUGGUCAGCGAUGCGGAUGACCCAAUUUCUACAGAGGGGUCAAUUGAGAAGCAGUUCAGCAUCUGUCUUUUGUCAGGAAGUCAGAGGCGGAGAGACAAUGAUUGUCAAUCCUUAAUCUUUUCUAGUGGGAAUUAACCAGUGGAACAACGAAAGUUAAAAUGUAAACAACAGAAAUGUAUAUGUUCAAAAAGACUAGGAAGAUGUAAAAGUGUAACCCCCUCAUUCUGUGUACAGAUUUGACUUAUAUAAUAGGAAAAGGUAAACAAAUCAUAUUUAACACUCUUAAGUUUUAUACAUGUGUGUGUGUGUGUGUGUGUGUGGUGUGUGUGUGUGUGUGUGUGUGUGUGUGUGUGUGUGUGUGUGUAAAAAAAUAUGCGUGUGCUUGUGUCAAACAGUUUCUGAAUGCAGUGGCAAAGUAAAUUUUAUAUUUUAUACAGUACCUCUUAAUUAUUCCAUUAACCAAGUCGUAAACAAAUUUACAUUGCUAUAUACUUGGUUGUAUAGUUGAUUGUUGUUUGGUUCUGUGUGGCUAAAUCAAUCAUUUUUUGUGGUAUUCACAAUGUUUACAUUUUUGCAUAACCUCACAAUUGGCAGAAUAAUGUUACCAUUUGAAUCAUGUUUCAGAGAUACACAGGGACCUUCAUCAACAACUGAGCCUGCCCAGGCAAUGUCUAAUUUUAGCCAUUUAUAUUACAUACAUUUCAAUCCAUUAUUAUUUGCCAUACAUUUUAAUUUGUUUUUCAAAUACAUAGUCCAAGAUGGUCUUUCACCGGAUGACUUUGAGACUCAAACUUUAACCUUCGGGCAGACUAUCUGCUUGAUUGUGAAGAUGGUCAAACAUCUGUUUUUUUGGUUGAAGUUAUGAUGUUUGCAACUGGGCUCACAACACUUCCUCCAUCUGGCUUUGAUCCACCUCCAGCAAUCGAGUUCCUGUAUGACUCUCCAUUCCCAAAGGCGACCACACACUAAAUUUCCACUGUACGAGUCAUAUAGUGUGUUCAAAUCACGAAUGCCCUUUGGGUUGGUAAUUGUCUAGGAUUUGGAUGUUUGUAAUGUGGCUUUCAUUUGAGUGGCCACAUGCCACUCAAUAACAUUGUAAAAAUGUGUGUAAAUGUUUUUUUUUUUUUUUUACAUAGUUUAUUUGUAUUAUUUAUUUAUUUUAUUUAUAUUUUUGGGAAAACUGUUCUAUUUAUUAUUAAAAGUUUACUGAAGUUGCAACUAAAUUGUUAAAAGUAGUGAUCACCUGGCUGAUGUUCUUUUACGGUUUAAAAUUAAGAUGAGUGUUUUAGAGCCUUUAUUCAGGCAAAGACCAGUGUUCCAACAAACAUAUAUACUCAUACAGUUGUGCUCACCAUUGUUUUUCAGGACCAAAUUGUGGACUAUCUCCUGCAGUUAAUAAUCUGGUGAAACAUUUUUCUGAAGGGAACAUGUUUGAUAUAAAAAGAAAAUUACAUUUAAUAGCCAUGAAACAAAAAUACUAG
Molecule: messenger RNA, 7540 nt
Organism: Syngnathoides biaculeatus (alligator pipefish)
Lineage: Eukaryota; Metazoa; Chordata; Actinopteri; Syngnathiformes; Syngnathidae
Gene: ydjc
Product: YdjC chitooligosaccharide deacetylase homolog
Exons: 10
Coding region: 1109-1978 (289 amino acids)
Biological process (GO): carbohydrate metabolic process
Molecular function (GO): deacetylase activity
Source: RefSeq, a predicted model, not a curated record